This is a messenger RNA of Hemisphaericaspora subhashii, 888 nucleotides long. It is a transcript of the gene CIP1, whose product is annotated as Cip1p. Lineage: Eukaryota; Fungi; Ascomycota; Pichiomycetes; Serinales; Debaryomycetaceae. The record is from RefSeq and is a predicted model, not a curated record. The coding region runs from base 1 to 888 and encodes 295 amino acids. The transcript has a single exon.
AUGUCAAAAGUUUCAAUUGCAAUCCUCGGUCUUUCAGGCUCAUUAGGUAAACCAACCAUCGAAGCCAUCAAUUCUGGUAAAUUCGAUGACAAGAUCCAAUUCCCCGUCAAGGCAUUCUCAAGACAAGACAGAGAAUCAACUGAUCGUAUUAAAUACAUUAAAUCUGAACUUACUGAAGACACCGUUGAUUCAAUCUCGCAAGAAUUGGCCGGGGUUGAUGUUAUUAUUGAAUAUCUUAAUCCAAACCCUGCUUUAUUAACUAUUGUUGAAAAAGUUCUUGAAAAAGUUAAACCAAAAUUAUUUAUUCCUUCACAAUUUGGAAUUGAUAUUUUGCUUGCUAGACAAUAUAUUCCUGAUAUUUUACAUAUGAAAUAUGAUCAUAGUGAAAAUGUAAGAGCUAUUGGUGGGAUUAAGGUGGUUGAUAUUGUUACUAAUUGGUUUGCUGAAGAUGGAUUAUAUUUAUAUGAAUUUGUUCCUCAUAUUGGAAUUGAUAAGGAGACUAAUACCUAUUUACAAAUUGGUGAUUUAGAUACCACUUUCCCAUUUACUAGGGUUGAAGAUAUUGGAUAUAUCGCGAUUGCAACUGCAACUACACCAGUUGAGAAACUUCCUGAUCAAAUUAGGGUUAAAUCGGGUGAUGUUUCUUUUAGGGAAGUUAUUGAAAGAUAUGAAAAGAAUCAUAAUGUUAAGUUAGAAGUUGGGACUAAACUUACUCCAGAAGAAGCUAUGAAACAAUUGAAAGAAAAACAUGAAAAGACUGGUUUCAAUUGGGGUGAUUUCUUUUUCUAUCUUCAAACUCUUGCUGUUGCUGUUGGAUUGAGUUAUGAUUCUAAAGAUAAUGAAUUGAUCAAUCCUGAUGAAUCCAUUUGGAAAUGGGGUGUUUUCUAA